Zingiber officinale is the source of this 3097-nucleotide messenger RNA. RefSeq lists its product as uncharacterized. Gene Ontology annotation, molecular function: protein binding; zinc ion binding. The record is from RefSeq and is a predicted model, not a curated record. The transcript has 4 exons. NCBI's taxonomy places the organism in Eukaryota, Viridiplantae, Streptophyta, Magnoliopsida, Zingiberales, Zingiberaceae. Bases 739 to 2886 code for a protein of 715 amino acids.
UUGCUGGUUAUGCUUGGCUGUGGAUUCCAGGAAACGGCAGCCACCCGUGCGCUGCUCUGCCUCUCGUCCUUGCGAGUUGCUCGCCGGCGGGUGACAACUCCGGCCUUCAAUCGGCGAUAGAAAACAAAGGAGAGUUUUACGACGGCCUUGAUUAAGCUGCAGGGUGACAUCUGAACCCCACGCUUAAUUUUCUCAUGACUCUGCGCAGUUACUUCCGAUCCCCUCCUCCCUUCCUCCCGUCGAGUUCGGUUGUUGGUAGCCUCCUUCAACUAUAACUUCGAUAUCUUGCGUGGGGACGAAGAGACUUGCGAGCAUUUUAGGUCGAAGUUCCAUCCCCUGGGCUUGGGCAUCAGCGGCCGCAACUUCUCCCUUUUCCUGACGACUCGUAACAGCGGUGACGGAAUCAUUUUUAUCUGUAUAUAGAAAAGAAAGCUUUGAUUCUCCUCUGUCUGUGAGCUUCAGCGAGGGAUUAUGGGCGAGGAUCUGUGAUAUUCAGCAAUAGCGUAACCUCCUCGUCGUCAAUCCGCAGCGAGUGUCCCCUUCGGCGAUCUGAGUAGUGCUCGACUUCCCUGGUCGGUUUUAGGGACUGCAGCAACUGUAGAGCCAAAAUCUUAUACCUGAGGACUGUUUGGAGCCAAUAGAGUUCCAACAACAGUGAAGCUUCAUAUUUGAUAGCCCUACAUCGUACUUCAACGCAGUUACUCAGAUUUCUGAAGUAACAGUAGAAUUAUCCACAUAAUGGCAAGCGAGAAAAUUUUAACUGUUUGCCAAUCUGGAGGUGAAUUUGUAAGAAAUACUGAUGGAUCCAUGUCUUAUUCCGGUGGUGAAGCACAUGCAAUUGAUAUUGACAGUGAAAUGUCUCUGGAAGAUUUGAAGUCAGAAAUAGCGUCUAUGUUUAACUUCAAUGAUGAACCUUUCUCAAUUAAGUACUUCCUGCCAAGAAACAAACGGACUCCCAUAACAAUAUCCAAUGAUAAAGACUUGAAGCGCAUGAUUGCUUAUCAUGCAAAUUCAGAUACAACUGACAUUUAUGUCACAAAGAUCAGCGAAAGCAGGAUAAUUAGGAGCGAUGUAGCUGAUUCAGGUACCUUGAUUAAUGCUGACAUUACACCACUAGCCAACUUUAAUGAAGCGAAGCGGAUAAAGGUAUGCAGCGAUUGGGACAAUUUAAUCACUGGUGUGGGGCAGGUAUUCUCUACUUCAAAGGAUUUCCGUGACGCAUUGCACAAGUAUGCCAUUGCUCAUAGUUUCAUGUAUAAACUUGUUAAAAAUGACCAAUCUCGUGUGACUGCUGAGUGCACUGUUGAGGAUUGCCCAUGGAGAAUACAUGCAUCUAGGUCAUCAGCCAAACAAAAAUUCAUGAUUAAGAAAAUAAAUCCUACUCACACAUGUGGAAAGGAACUUACUAAAGAAAGUCAUAAGCUUGCAUCUCAAAGAUGGGUGGCUAGUGUUAUAAAAGACAAGCUGCGAGAGAUACCUAACUAUAAGCCGAAGGACAUAGCAAAUGAUCUUGAACGAGAAUAUGGACUCAGUUUGAAUUACUCACAAGCUUGGCGUGGGAAAUCUAUUGCCAAGAAAGAGCUUUACAACCCAUUUGAGGAGGCUUGCAAUCAACUUUCGUGGUUCUGCGAGAGAAUAAUAGAGACCAACCCAGGUAGUGUUGCAACACUGCACAAAUCAGAUGAUUUAAGAUUUCGUUUUUUUGUUGCCUUUCAUGCCUCACUAUAUGGUUUUGAGCAUGGUUGCCGCCCUCUUCUUUUUCUUGACACUUUCUCACUGAAAGCAAAUAGACAUUUGAAGUUUUUAGCUGCAACUGCUGUUGAUGGCGAGAACGAUAUAUAUCCAGUUGCUUUCUCAGUUGUAGAUAUUGAGAAUAAUGAGACGUGGCAUUGGUUUUUGGAACAGCUCAAGUCUUCUUUUACUCUAUCCCGCGCUAUAACCUUCAUAUCAAAUGAUCAAAAUGGCAUGGAAGAGGAGUUGUCCAAGGUGUUUGAGGACAGCUUUCAUUGUUACAGUGAGCAAUACCUCAUUGAAAAUUUUCAGAAAGCGAUGGAGAGCUCCUGGUCACAAGAAGUGAAGGAUAAAAUGAUUGAUCAUCUUAAAAGUUCUAUUUAUGCUUAUACAGCGGACGAGUUCAAUGAUUGCAUAGAAAACAUCAGGAGUGAGUCAAAAGAACUUGCUGAAUGGGUACUGGGCACCAAACCUGAGACGUGGUCUGAUGCUUUCUUCAAGGGAUUGAGAUAUGGGCAAUACUCAUCUGUUGCUGUGGAGAAAUACAAUGACUGGUUGUCAGUAAGAUCUGAACCAUCAGUGCUCCAGAUAGUUGAUACUCUGAGGUGUAGCUUGAUGGAGAUGAUGUAUAGUCGCCGUGUCUCCUGUAAUACUUGGACUGAGGCUCUUGUACCCUCUGCCAAUCAGAAGGUGCAGGAGGACAUGAUCAGAGCCCAUUCUUUUGCAUUAGUGCGUCCAACUGGGACUGUAUUUGAGGUAAGUGACGAAUCAACUAAUGUCGUCAACACUGAAACCAAGGAAUGCACAUGCAGAAGGUGGCAGGUGAGCGGCUUGCCUUGUAUCCAUGCUCUUGCUGUAAUGGAGCACACUAAUGGAUGCAUAGAUGAGUACUGUUCCAAAUACUUUUCAAGUGAGUGCUAUCGCAUAGCUUACUCAUUGUCCAUCAACCCCAUACCUGAUGUUGGUAUGCCGGUUUGCUCUGACCCUUUUCAUAUUCCGGGUGCAUGUUCCCUCCGUGCCCGCCGGCUUGCUGGCCGACCAAAAGAAAAGCCAGAAGAACCAAGGAUUGCAAUUAAAAGACCUCUUCGUUGCAGCAAGUGCCAAGCCAUUGGCCACAACAAGAGGACAUGUGAAACAGAAACACAGUCUGUGUAACCAUGUAGCUUUGCAGUUGAUGUACAUUUUCUAUGUUUCAUUUGGAAAAAUGGAGUUCACUUAUUGUAAAUGUACUAAUGGAAUUUGUGAUGCUUAGACACGGUAGGAAUUGAUAUUUUGGUCUCUUCCGGUUCUUUCUUUACCAGCCCGAAGGCUUGUAGCUUCCAAAAAUAUUUAGCUUUUGCUAAUAUCAAGUGUAGUUGAUUGACAA